AGAGAGUCAUACUGUAGCAGCAGCAGCAGGCUAGCAGUAGUAGUAGUAGUAGCAGCUCACUUAGGGCUGCAGAGGGUCCUGGAUGUGACCUGAUUUGUCAAUUCAAUAACUUCAAUCAAGUGUCGCUCCUCCAGGGAAUCAUUGGCUUAUAUUUCAGCAAUCAUGGCUCGGGCAGGGGACUCACUAUUUCAUGUUUCGUUGAAAGAAAAUUGAGGUGCAUAAUGGAUUUAUCAGGAUCCCAAUUUGACAUCAAAGUGCAACAUCUGACGAGGCUCUGAUUGUCCUGCACUGUCUCGCCAUGGCUUACCCAGACCACUCUGAUUGGUUGAAAGAUCAGUUCAGUUUUUUGCCAGGUUUGCCAGGGUUUUCCAGCAUGUUUGGGAAGAAGAAGAAACGGCUGGAGAUCUCAGCUCCGUCUAACUUUGAGCACCGGGUCCACACAGGCUUCGAUCCGCGGGAGCAGAAGUUCACAGGGCUGCCACAGCAAUGGCAGAGCCUCCUGGCGGACACUGCAAACCGCCCUAAGCCCAUGGUGGACCCCUCCUACAUCACCCCCAUCCAGCUGGCACCAAUGAAGAUAUCUCCCAAGAAAGUCCGGUCAUCCGAAACGCCGUUGCCCAAAACCAUUGUUCGAGGGAACCGGCCACCCAAAGAUGCUUCCAUCAAUGGCCUGCUGGAGGAUUUUGACAACAUCUCAGUAACGCGCUCCAACUCUCUGCGUAAAGAGAGUCCACCAGGCCCCCACCAGGCUGGAAGCAGCUCCAAACCCUCUGGCAGUGGUCAUGCCAACACCCCGGAGGAGAAUGGAUUCAGCCAUUACUACUCCCGGUACUCCUGUGACCUAGACACCUCCAGCAGGGACUUCUCUCUCGAUCCCAGCAAGCCAAGCUUCUCUAUAGAUGGGGACUGGGCAGUUGGGAGGCACUAUCGAUUCACCAAGCAGAAUGGUCACUCAUACCCCAUACGUAGCCCUUUCUACCCGGACGCCAUGCCCCAAAAAUCAGACUAUGGCAAGCUUCCCCCGGACUACCACACGUACUUGGAGAGCAAAGGUCGCUCAGCUGAUGAGGUAGCCUCCACAGUGGGGAGUGGUGUGGGCUCUAGCGGCUACUAUCGGGCAUCUGUGGGUGGCUCGUCCAGCCAGGACUACCGGGACACUUCAGUGGGCACGCCAUCUCGUGCCUCGCUACACAGCGAGCAGAUCAACUACCCAGACAGUGAGUGGAGCUACGGUGGCCUGCGGGACGAAUACGAAAAGCGACCCAAGAGUUCGUACGUCACGCAGACCAGCCCCACGCCGGCUAUAAGGCAGCGAUCUCGGUCUGGCUCUGGGCUGCAGGAGCCAAAUGUCCCUUAUGCAGCCAGCGGGACGUUCAAGAACCUUCCACAGUCACACCCAUACAGCUCCUACACCUACCCUCGUCUCUCAGAGAGUCUCGGUAACUCACAGACCUUAACUAAGGGUGACUACGAGCGUCCUGCACGUGACUGCAGUCCCCAGGUUACGGGUGGUGACACCUACCCUCGAGGGCCUCUAAAGCAACCUCAGAGCCACAUCAAGCCACCCGGCUACCCCCCAGCACACCUGCCAUACCCUCCUGUCUUUCACCAUUACAAACCUUCACCCUAUCAUCACCCCCCCUCCCAGCCCAGCCCACCAUACACCCCUCAGGGGGCCUACUCACAGCCUUCGUCACCCUACAUCCCCCCGGGGGCCUACCCGCCUCCUUCCUGGGGGUCCAGCUCCGACACUCAACCCUCCAGAGUCUCUCAUGAGCAGUUCAGAGCUGCCCUUCAACUGGUGGUAAACCCAGGCGACCCUCGGGAAUAUCUGGACAGCUUUAUCAAAAUCGGAGAGGGCUCCACGGGUAUCGUGUGCAUCGCCAGCGAGAAACACAGCGGCAAGCAAGUGGCUGUGAAGAAGAUGGACCUCAGGAAACAGCAGAGGAGAGAGCUGCUCUUUAAUGAGGUGGUGAUCAUGAGGGACUACCAUCACGAGAACGUGGUUGACAUGUACAACAGCUACCUGGUGGGAGACGAGCUGUGGGUCGUCAUGGAGUUUCUCGAGGGCGGAGCACUCACUGACAUUGUGACUCACACCAGGAUGAACGAGGAGCAGAUUGCUACAGUGUGUUUGUCGGUGCUGAGGGCUCUGUGCUACCUGCACACACAGGGCGUCAUCCACCGCGACAUCAAGAGCGACUCCAUUCUCCUGACCAGCGAUGGCAGGAUCAAGCUAUCAGACUUCGGCUUUUGUGCCCAAGUUUCCAAAGAGGUGCCCAAGAGGAAGUCCUUGGUGGGCACGCCCUACUGGAUGGCACCGGAGGUCAUCUCUAGACUGCCUUAUGGGACUGAGGUGGAUAUCUGGUCUUUAGGCAUCAUGGUGAUCGAGAUGGUGGAUGGAGAGCCCCCCUACUUCAACGAACCCCCUCUGCAGGCCAUGAGGAGGAUACGAGACAACCUGCCCCCUCGUCUAAAAGAGUCGCACAAGGUGUCCUCGGUGCUGCGCUCCUUCCUGGACCUGAUGCUGGUGAGGGAGCCCUCGCAGAGAGCUACGGCCCAGGAGCUCCUCCAGCACUCCUUCCUCAAGAUGUCUGGACCCCCUUCCUGCAUCAUGCCCCUCAUGAGACACUAUCGCCACCGCUGACCUGCUGGCCCAAAACCUGCCCUCUUCUACACUAAAAAACACACACAUACACACACUACCAGGGUGGCACUGCCCUCACCCAGCCAAAACACCCCCACCGCUUGGUGGCACGCCACUAACACUCACACCUGUAACCGUGAAGUAGAUUAGCUAGAGGAAUAUCUAAGAAAUUACAUUUAAAAAAACACAUCAGAGAAAAUAAGAAAAAAAAAAGUCUACCAUUUUGAAACUUUGAACUGGAGUAGAAGAGUGCACUGU
Molecule: messenger RNA, 2905 nt
Organism: Cottoperca gobio
Lineage: Eukaryota; Metazoa; Chordata; Actinopteri; Perciformes; Bovichtidae
Gene: pak5
Product: p21 protein (Cdc42/Rac)-activated kinase 5
Exons: 12
Coding region: 299-2647 (782 amino acids)
Biological process (GO): protein phosphorylation; cytoskeleton organization; apoptotic process
Molecular function (GO): protein serine/threonine kinase activity; ATP binding
Source: RefSeq, a predicted model, not a curated record